Molecule: messenger RNA, 7084 nt
Organism: Centruroides sculpturatus (bark scorpion)
Lineage: Eukaryota; Metazoa; Arthropoda; Arachnida; Scorpiones; Buthidae
Gene: crb
Product: protein crumbs-like
Exons: 22
Coding region: 26-6541 (2171 amino acids)
Biological process (GO): establishment or maintenance of epithelial cell apical/basal polarity; heterophilic cell-cell adhesion
Cellular component (GO): protein-containing complex; plasma membrane
Molecular function (GO): calcium ion binding
Source: RefSeq, a predicted model, not a curated record
CAAAUCACUACAAUGAAAGAAAAAUAUGUUGAGAAGAUUAUCAGCUAUAUAUUUUGUUUUUAUUUGUUUUAUUUCUGGUUCUGAGAAACAGCAAGGAUAUUUAAAUGGAUAUUCACCUGUUAUUUUAAAUAAUACUAUAUCUCUUCAAGAAAGGACAUCAUUUAGUUUCCGAACAUGUUCCUCUGGUCUGUUGCUCUAUCAAAAAGGCAAAAAUGGAGACUUUUUAUCUCUUGACCUUAAGGAGUCAGGCCAAAUAGAAUUCAAGUGGAAAAUAAAUGGUCAAGAACAAACUAUUUUUGGUGGAACUAAACUAAAUAAUAAUCAUUGGCAUAAUGUGGAUUUAAUUCAUAAUGUAGGAACAUUAACUUUAUAUAUAGAUUUUGAGUCAUACAUUGUUGCUAAUAAUACUUAUCAUAGUAAUAUAUUUAAAAUUAAUUUAAAAGACGAUAUUCCAAAUUUAUAUGUUGGAUACAAUUUCUCUGGCUGUAUAUUACAAGGAAUAAAUAUUUUAUUGAAUUCUUCCACAAAUGGAAAUCUUGUUCAAUGGGAUAUAUGUCCUUUACCUGAUAAAGAAGAUUGUAGUGGAUAUGGAACAGCUUGUUUUAAUGAACCUUGUCUAAACAAUGGCAUUUGUGUUAAUACUCUUGAAGACAACAGAGGUUAUACUUGCCAAUGUACUCAACGUUAUAAAGGUGGAAACUGUGAAUAUGAUGAUGGUCCAUUGUGUAGUUUCGCUUUUUGUCAGAAUGGUGGUUUUUGUCGUGAAGAUAAACUUGGAAAUUAUUCCAAAUGUAUAUGUUCUCCAAAAUAUACAGGACUACGAUGUGAAACUAGAAUUGAACAUAACUUUUGUGAUUCCCAGCCCUGUCGCAAUAAUGGUAGUUGCAACAUCAAUCAAUCCGAAAAUGGAUAUGUUUGUACUUGCACAGAAGGAUUUACUGGAAUAAAUUGUGACACAAAUAUAAAUGAAUGUGAAUCAAAUCCCUGCAAAAAUAAUGGUGUAUGUAUGGAUAAAAAUAAUGGUUAUGUAUGUGAUUGUAAUGGAACAGGAUAUAGAGGAGAAAAUUGUGAGAUCAAUAUAAAUGAAUGUGAAGAAAUUAAUCCAUGUCCCAGUGGAAGUACUUGUUUUGAUAGAUAUGGCGAUUUUGUUUGUCAGUGUUCUCAUGGUUUCCAAGGAAAAUAUUGUACUAAUGAAAUUAAUGAAUGUCUUUCUUCACCAUGUCUAAAUGGAGGAUCUUGUAUAGAUUAUUUAGACAGAUAUGAAUGUCAAUGCGUUCAAGGAUUUAAUGGCAUUAAUUGUGAAAUAAAUGCAAAUUGUGAAAAUGGAAAUUGUCAAACUAAUUCAACUUGUGUUAAUGAAGGUGGUAAUUACUAUUGUGUUUGCAAUCCAGGUUAUAGUGGGCAGUAUCCCAACUGUUUCAAAAUUGAUCAUGUUGAAUGUUCUGUUAAUUCUUGUCAGAAUGGAGGAAGAUGUAUUACUGGAUCCGGUAUAUGUGAAUGUUUACAAGGAUAUACGGGUCCUUUAUGUGAAACAGAAAUUAAUGAAUGCUUAUCAAAUCCUUGUUCAACGAAUCGUAGUAUCAAGUGUAAUGAUCUAGUUAAUGAUUACCAUUGUGAAUGCUUACCUGGAUGGAAAGGCAAGAAUUGUGAUGAAUAUAUCAGUGAAUGUGUAUCUCAACCUUGUUUGCAUGGCAAUUGCAUUGAUGUACCUAACAAUUAUUCUUGUUCAUGUCAUCCUGGAUAUACGGGUCUGCAAUGUGAAAUUAAUAUCAAUGAAUGCGAAUCCAAUCCUUGCCAGAAUGGUGGAGUUUGUGAGGAUGAUAUUAAUGAUUUUAAAUGUAUCUGUUUGCCUACAUACAUGGGAAAAUUCUGUUCUGAAAUCUUCAAUGCCUGUGCAUCAGCACCUUGCAUGAAUGAUGGCAUUUGCCAUACAAGGAUGCCAUCGACUGAUUUUUCCUGCAGCUGUCAAGAAGGCUUUACUGGUAGUCACUGUGAAACAAAUAUUAAUGAAUGUGAAGGAGUAAAUUGUCCAUUUGGGCAGGAAUGUGUUGACCUUAUAAAUUCAUAUGAAUGCAGGUGUCCUGUUGGUUUUACUGGACCUGACUGUUCAACAAAUAUUAAUGAAUGUUUAAGUAAUCCUUGUAUAAAUGGAACAUGCCAAGACAAUAUUGGAAGUUAUACGUGUAUUUGUCCGAAUGGUGUUACUGGAAAGAACUGUGACGUUGAUAUUGAUGAAUGUUCACUAUUACCUUGUAGAAAUGGGAUAUGCCAAAAUUCUUUUGGAUCGUAUCAUUGUUAUUGUACACCUGGCUUCACAGGAGAUCAGUGUCACAUAGAAUUUAAUGAAUGUUUAUCUAUUCCCUGUCAAAAUAAUGGCACUUGUUGGGAUGACAUAAAUGAUUAUCGAUGUGCUUGUAUACCAGGAUUUACAGGAAGGCAUUGUGAAAUGGAUAUUGAUGAAUGUCAAAAUCAACCUUGUUUGCAUGGUGGUACUUGCCAAGAUAGGAUAAAUACUUAUAAAUGUAAAUGUUUGCUUGGUUUUACUGGAGUGAAUUGUGAAAUCAACAUUGAUGAAUGUGAAUCUUCACCUUGUGUAAAUGGACAAUGCAUUGAUUUAAUAAAUGAGUUUUCUUGCAAUUGCUCUGAAACAGGCUAUACUGGAAGUUUGUGUGAAAUAAAUAUUGAUGAUUGUGAAUCUUCUCCUUGUCAGCAUGGUGCGACUUGUAUAGAUGAAAUAAAAAAUUAUCAUUGUAAUUGUUAUCCUGGCUUUAAUGGCAGAAACUGUGAGAUUGAUUUUCCUGAUUGUGAUCCUAAUCCUUGUUAUAACAGUGCACUUUGCCUUGAAAAUUCUAAUCAAACACUUUAUGAAACAAAUUAUCUUGGCUUUUUUUCUGGAUUUUCUUAUGAAAAUGCUAGUGGAUAUCGCUGUUUUUGUCCUCAAGGAUUCACUGGUCAAAAUUGUGAAGUUGAUAUAAAUGAAUGUGAAGAUAAUAAAUGUGUAAAUGGAACUUGCAUUGAUGAAGUUAAUGGUUAUCACUGUCAGUGCUUACCUGGUUUUGAAGGAAUGUAUUGUGAUGUUGAAAUAAAUGAGUGUUUGAAAUUCUCACCGUGCAAAAAUGAUGCCGUCUGCACUGAUCUUAUUGCUGACUACAAAUGUGAAUGUCCUUCUAGAUAUGGUGGAAAGAAUUGUGAUAUUGAAUUACUCGGUUGUAUUAAUAAUAAAUGUGAAAACGAUGCUAAAUGUAUUGCAUAUCUUGAUGAUAACAACAAUCAUAAAUAUUUGUGUGAAUGUCCAUUGGGAUUUUAUGGAAAGUAUUGUAAUAUUAUAACAACUGUGUCAUUUGAGUCACUUCAGCAAUUUAGUACAGUUGCAAGAGCAAAUAUUCCAACAUAUUGGAAAUUACCAGUUACUGUAAAUGACACAAUGUCUUAUAACCUAACAUUUCAAUUUAGAACAACAUUACCAACAGGUUUACUUGCUAAAGUAUCAACUGAUCAUGCAUCUUACAUUGUUUAUUUAAAUAAUGGUGCAAUACAACUUGAUAUAUAUAAUAAUACUCAUUAUUUUAAUAGUUUAUUCAUUGCCAAUAUGUAUAUUAAUGAUGCCAAAUGGAAGAAUGUAACAGUAAGUUUAACUCCUUCAGUUAUUAUAUUUAAUGUAAAUGACGAUGAAGAACAGCUUGCCUUUAAGAAUUCUUUGAAUUUUCAUUCAAUAAUUCUUGGAGGUCAGAUGCCAGGAAUAAUUCAACCACCAAAUAAUUCAUCAGAUAUACCAAAUUUUAUUGGUUGCAUUAGAGAAGUGAAACUCAAUGACAGAAUUUUCAUACCAGAUGAUAAAAGUUAUGAUUUAUCAGGUGGAAAAAUUGGCUGUAAUCGAUCGAAACAAUGUUAUGAAGAUACAUGUGAGAAUAAUGGUCAGUGCAGUGACAAGUGGAAUGUAUACUUUUGUAAAUGUCAACGAUCAUUUUUUGGAGUUAGAUGCAAGUACAGUUAUACUCCUGUAACAUUUAGUCCUAAUAAUUCUCAUGGUUGUGCUAGUCUCCAAAUUAAUGAAAACGAUACCAAAUCUAUGGAAUAUCAAGUUAAUGUGAGCCUUAUAUUUAGAACCAGAAAGGACAAUGGAUUAUUAUUUCAUUUAGGUUCUUCUCAAUCAAAUUCGUCAUACUUUAUAACCAAUUCUUUGGACGAGACACAAAAUUCUUAUUUAGAAGCCUUCCUUAAAAGUAGCAAACUUCAUAUUACAUUAAAAGUUAAAGGUAUUUCUUCAAAAAAUAUUAUUACUAUUCCGAGGAAAUUUGAUGACGGUGAAUAUUAUUUAUUACAAAUUGUUAGGAAUAGCUCAGCAUUAGUUGCUUACAUAAAUGAUACACAAAGUGGAGAAGUUGUCUCUAUUAAUGAAACUGCACGUCUUGAAGCUAAUAUUUUGUAUAUUGGAUCAUAUUCUAAUUGUCGAAGACAGAAACGUGAAGUUUUUGAUACGACUAAUGAUUUAACUACAAUUCAUUCGAGAGAUAAUGGCUUUAGUAUAUAUUCUGGUACUAAUACAGGAUUUUUUAAAGGAAUAAUUAGUGACAUGAGGGUGAAUGAAAAAGUUGUCGUUUUCUUUGAUUUGCCAACUAAUUCUUCAGAUACAGUUGGAUUUCCCGAAACCCUUGGGAAAGUGCAUAUGGAAAAUGUAAUUAAAGGUGUAAUAUCAGAUGAACCAUGUGAAUUUAUUUAUCCUUGUGAGAAUGGUGGUACUUGUAAAGAUAUUUGGAAUGCUUAUCAAUGUGUAUGCACAGAAGAUUUCAGAGGUGAAAAUUGUUCUGAACGACAGCCAUGUUCUUUAAAUGAAACACAAUGCCCUUCAGGUUCAAGAUGUCAUAAUAUGAAUGAAGGUUAUCAAUGUGUUUCUUCAGUUGCUUUUCGUGAGAAUACAUUUAUACAUUUGAAGCCAAAAGACUUAAAAUCUAUAGAUAAUAUCACAUUUCUCUAUAGAACACUGGAUGGAGGAAAUUUAAUGAAUAUUAAUUAUUUCAAUGACAAUUUAUCAAUUUCAAUCUUGAAUAAUUCUCUCUUGUUGCAAUGGUUAACUUUUGACAAUGAAGUUGUUAAUAUUUCAGAAUCUUAUGAUAAUAUUUCAGAUGGAAAUUGGCAUAAAAUGACAGUAACUUUUAAGGAUAAAAACAUCUCACUUCUUAUUGAUACUAAUUUUACAUUGGAAAUAAAAAAUGAUUAUGGAAAUAAAAUGUUUAAUGACAUAAUAUUAGGAUCAUUGCUUAAUAAUGAUGGUUUUAGAGGAUGCAUGGAUGAAGUCAGAUUAAAUAAUUUGUUGUUACCAGUUUUUAAAACUAAAGAAUAUCCAAAUAAUGAAUCCAAUUUUCAAAUCAUCAAUAAUAAAAAUGAGCAUAUUGGAUGCAUUCUUUGUUGGGAAGAUGAAUGUAAACAUAAUACAUCUUGUGAAAAUGAAAUAGAAUCAUUUGAAUGUAAUUGUCGAAAAGGAUAUGAAGGUCGAUAUUGCCAAGAUGAUGAAUGUGACAAAAAACCCUGCAAGAAUGAUGGUGUCUGUUACCAUACAUAUGAUGAUGGCAUUAAGUGCAAUUGUUCAUGUGAUUAUACAGGAGACAGAUGUGAAACAAAAGUAGAUCAUUGCCAAAGUAAUCCUUGUCAAAAUGGAGGAAUAUGUUACAAUGUGAAAUGUGAAUUUCAAUGUAAUUGCACUGAGGACUAUGAAGGGACUAAGUGUGAAGUACCAAAAAUUAAAGACUGUAGAAGUAAUCCUUGUUUGAAUGGUGGAACGUGUAUUAACACAGAUCCUGAAAAAAGUUCUGUAAUGUUUAUUUGCAAUUGUCCACUUAAUUAUACUGGCUUAAAAUGUGAAACAGAAAGAGAUUUUUGUGAAAGUUCUCCGUGUCAUAAUGGUGGAACUUGUCACUCCGAAUUGUCACUGGCUGAUUUCAGUUGCAUUUGUCCUAGCGGUUAUAGUGGGAAAAUGUGUGAAAAUGAGAUUAAUGAAUGCGAGUCAAAUCCUUGUCAAAAUGGAAGAUGUGAAGACAGGAUUGGAAUGUACUAUUGUCAUUGUUAUUACGGCUAUAAAGGAGUUCAUUGUGAAAACAGAAUUGUUAAAUGUAAUGAAAAGCAGGAUUUGUGUAAUAAUGGAUCUUGUGAAGAUCAAAAUGAAUCUUACAGAUGCUUGUGUAAAAAUGGGUUUCAUGGAAAUCACUGUAGUUUAGUUGAUAUGUGUAAAGAGAAAAGUCCUUGUGAUGCAAAUGAAAGAUGUAUACCAAUUGGCAAUGAAGAUAAAAAUUAUUCUGCUUAUGAAUGCAAAUGUGAAGAUGGCCCUUGCACUGGUGCUGAAGUCGAUUGGGCUAUAGUUGUAGGAAUCACAGUUGGUUGUGCUUUCCUCCUUUGUAUUCUGAUUGCAAUCAUUAUGUUUUUGAGAGUUGCAAAAAAGAAGCGUGCGACACGCGGUACUUACAGUCCCAGUAGACAAGAAAUGUAUGGCUCGAGAGUCGAAAUGAAUCACGUAAUGAAACCACCUCCAGAAGAAAGACUCAUUUAGGAAAUCCUGUUAAAUAUUAUUUGUAUUACACAUUCCAGCCAAAGAAGUCGUGGGAUUAAUCCAUAAUAACAAAAUUUUCACCAAUCCAUCCAUUAGUUAUUGUGGAAUUCUAAAUUUCCUCUGAUUUCCAAUGUUUAAUUUUUGCAGAAUUUAUAUAAGUAUUUUAUGAAGAGUUAAUAUUUGUCUAACCAAAGAUUUCUAUUCUAUUAUCAAAAAAUGCAAAUAAACAACGGAUAGAGAUCUAAUUUUAUAUAUAUAGAGAGAGAGAAAUAUAUUAUUUAUAAAUGAUAGUCAUAUAUUAAAGUACUUAAAUCAUCACUAACUGUAAAGUUAAAUAUUUUUUUAAAAGUCUUGACUUCCUUUAUAAUGUUUAAGAAUGAAUAUUUCCAAAAUUCUUAAUUUUUUUUAUAAGUUAUAUUAUAAGCACUUGGUGUUAUCAAAUAUAAUGUGUCAUACUUAACUAUGUCCAAUUUCAUUUUUAAUAAGAUAAUUUUAUUGAAUUUUAAUAUAUGUAAGUUAUUAUUUGCAUUUUAAAAUUCUGUA